ACCGGGCACUCGGCACCUGUGGCGGCGGCCAGAGUGCACUCGGCGGGCGAGGGGCGAGUGCCGGGCGGCGUGCCUGUUUGGCUGAAGCGUGCGAUGGCUCCUCCGGGGCUGGUGCCGGGGCUGGGGGCUCGCUGCCGGACCCUGUACCCCUUCUCCGGGGAGCGGCACCGGCAAGGGCUGCGCUUCGCGGCCGGGGAGCUGCUCACCGUCCUGCAGGCGGGGCCCGACGGCGGCUGGUGGGAAGGCGAGACCGCCGAGGGGCUCCGCGGGUGGUUCCCCGCCAGCUACGUCCAGUUGGUCGAGAAACCUAGGAAGAUUAUUUCACAAGGAGGAGAAGACGCUCAAAAUGGCCACCUCCCACCUGGUUGGCAAAGUUACAUGUCUCCCCAGGGCCGAAGGUACUACGUGAACACUUUUACUAAUGAGACUACUUGGGAGCGGCCGAGUAGUGUGCCUGGGACCCCAAAGAGCCCUGUGACCCAGAAGAAUUCCUUGCCUACAGUGAAUGGAUAUCACAUACCAGGGACUCUGGUUCCCCAACUAGAAUCAAGCCACAUGAGUCUCCGCAAAGUUGGCAAUGACCCCCAGAGUCCGGGGUCCCCAUCACCUACUCGGAAGCAGAACAAGGAGACCACCUUUACGAUAAACUGCGUGACUUUCCCCCACCCAGACGCAAUGCCAGAACAGCAGUUGCUGAAACCUUCCGAAUGGAGCUACUGUGAUUAUUUCUGGACUGAUAAGAAGGAUCCUCAAGGAAACAGUACGGUCUCGGGAUUUGAAAUUCUUCUCCAAAAACAGCUGAAGGGAAAGCAAAUGCAGAAAGAAAUGGCUGAAUUUAUUCGGGAAAGGAUAAAGAUUGAAGAAGAAUAUGCCAAGAACUUAUCCAAAUUAUCACAAAGCUCCUUGGCUGCCCAGGAAGAAGGGACACUCGGGGAGUCAUGGUCUCAGCUAAAGAAAAGCCUGGCUGAUGAGGCAGAGGUUCAUCUCAAGUUUUCUUCCAAGCUCCAGGGUGAAGUGGAGAAACCCCUGCUCAACUUCCGUGAAAACUUCAAGAAAGACAUGAAGAAGUAUGACCAUCAUAUUGCUGAUUUGCGGAAGCAAAUGGUUAGUCGGUAUGCAGCAGUAGAAAAGGCCAGAAAAGCGUUAUCAGAGAGACAGAAGGAUUUAGAGUUGAAAACACAACAGUUGGAGAUAAAACUCAGCAACAAGACAGAAGAGGAGAUUAAGAAGGCCAGACGGAAGUCUACUCAAGCUGGAGAUGAUCUCAUGCGCUGUGUGGACCUGUAUAAUCAAGCUCAGUCAAAGUGGUUUGAAGAAAUGGUGACCACCUCUCUGGAACUUGAGAGACUAGAAGUGGAGAGGGUGGAGAUGAUUCGGCAGCACCUUUGCCAAUAUACACAGUUGCGGCACGAGACAGAUAUGUUCAACCAAAGUACAGUAGAACCUGUGGAUCAGUUGCUUCAGAAAGUGGAUCCAGCCAAAGACAGGGAACUGUGGGUCAAAGAACACAAAACUGGCGAUAUCAGGCCUGUGGAUAUGGAGAUAUAGACUGCUGCCGCUGGCUGUAAGUGGUGGGCCUCUCUCGCUCAGCCCAGUUGGAAGGGAGUCCUGGAAAGCGUCAAGAAGGCGGGACAAGAGAGAUGUCCCACUGUCAGCUUCCUUAUAUAUUUAUUAUUGCCUGUACGGACUGUUUCUGUUUCGUCCGUUCAUUCUUCCAAUCCCCUAUUGUGCCAUGCCUUAAACAUCAAACAUUCCAGGGUUGAGAAGCCAACUCUUUUUACUUCCUUUCAAAACAGGCUGCCAGCAGGGGUGGCUCAAAACAGUACCGCUGGACCUGUUUUCUGGGUACAAAGAGAGUUUUGCUAUGUUGUGAUUAACUAUGCUGUGCUACUCUCCUUGCAUGAUGCUCUGUUUUGUGGAGUAACAAUAAGAUGCAGGAAGCCUCUGCCAGACAUGAGAGGGGUGAAUUUGAAUGUGGAAACAGGGAGAUGGUUGCGAACGUUGCCACUGAAUUUUGUGGGAAUGAGGAAACAGUUAGGAAGGCUACGCCUUCACUCCUCUUCCUCCUCUGCUUAUGAAACAGAAUUCAUAAUGCUUACCUACCUCACAGGGUUGUUGUGAGGCUAACAGUAAAACCUGUACAAUAUUAAACAACAAAUCCAGUUCUCAAAACUAGAAAUGCCAUUGCAAGGCUGUAAUUGGAUGGUUUUGCCUAUUUCAGUAAAGGAGGUAGCGAGUUAGGAGAAAGUGGGCCCAAAGAACAGCUGCUUGGGUUGGCCCUUUUUGUACUCCGUCUCAGGUACUUGUUGGCUUCACCCCUCAAGCCACUUACUCUCAUGGGAACUUAUGGACCAUCCACAUUGCAGAAUUAUAGCCGUUUGAAACCAUUUUAACUGUAAUGGCUUCAUCCUAUAGAAUUCUGGGAUUUGUAGUUUGUAUUGUUGAAGGCUUUCAUGGCCGGAAUCACUGGGUUGUUGUAGGUUUUUCAGGCUGUAUGGCCAUGUUCUAGAAGCAUUUUCUCCUGCCUGCAUCUAUGGCAGGCAUCCUCAGAGGUUAUGAUGUCUCACAACCUGUGUUGAUGCCUGUCACAGAUGCAGGCAAAACGUCAGGAGAAAAUGCUUCUAGAACAUGGCAGUACAGCCUGAAAAAUCUACAACAACCCAGAUUUGUAGUUUGUUGUGGCACCACAGCUCCCUGACGUAGAAGGACAAAUAUCUCACGAAUUACAGACCCCAGAGUUCCAUGGCAGUUAAUGUGGUGUCACACUGCUUUAAUUCUGCAGUGUGGAAACAGCCUUACUGAGGAAGUGGGCUGAGAACUGCAACCAUUAUUACUUACCCUCAAGUUGAAAUAAAGACCCUCCAAUGAAUAGAUUAAGGACACAUUACUUAGGUUUGAUUUUUGUACAGCAGGUUUUUCUCCCAGUACCGUUGAAUGCUUUGCUUGGAAAAUUGUCACCAAAUCCAAUUGAUCAAAUCAUAACUCAAGUUUCAUUUAUCAUCAAAUGGCUUACAGUGUGCCAGCUGUGGGGGGUCAGGAUGACUUAGUUAGAGUGGCUUAUUUCAAAAACACCCAAUUGUGCCACAUUAAUUCUUGUGCAACUGCCACUGAAAUAUUACAGUACAAUUUGGUCUUGAGGAAAACCGAAUUCUGUUUAAAUAUUUCUGUGGCAGUUAACAUGUUUUUGACAGGCACUUGAGCCUCUGCACCAUAGCAGCCAUUUUCAAGGGUGUUUCAAUUUACCAGUCCAUGUUAAAUCCUCCCACAGGAUUAAGAUUCAAAUACUCAUUGGCUUUGGGUUGGAUGACCCCAAAACAGCACAAACAAGUAUAUGAACCCAGCCAAAGAUGAAUCAUAAAGCUAUAUCACUGAAUCAUGAUGUUCCUGCAAGGACUUACUCGUUCAUCCUGAGCUCUUGCAUGUUGGAAGAAAACCAUUUGUCUUGCUCUUGCCUUGGUGUUUAUAUAAAACAAAUAUUUGUUUCAUGUUA
Messenger RNA from Anolis sagrei ordinatus, 3490 nucleotides. It is a transcript of the gene GAS7, whose product is annotated as growth arrest specific 7. Gene Ontology annotation, molecular function: actin filament binding. Gene Ontology annotation, cellular component: cytoplasm; actin filament; plasma membrane. The record is from RefSeq and is a predicted model, not a curated record. Lineage: Eukaryota; Metazoa; Chordata; Lepidosauria; Squamata; Anolidae. Gene Ontology annotation, biological process: neuron projection morphogenesis; actin filament polymerization.